AUGAAGAAGCCUUCGGUGACUUCUUUGCUCAUCACUCUCCUCUUAUCUGCAGCUAUCUGCGCCCACGGCACUACAAACUCCAACGGAGAUCCAGUUAAGGUCGGGGAAAAAUACUUCAUGCAGCCAGUUAAGACAGAGAAUAACAAUGGAGGUGGUCUUGUUCCAGCCCCCACAAACAUACUUCCGUUUUGUCCACUUGGCAUCACCCAGACACUUCUUCCCUACCAACCAGGCUUGCCCGUUACCUUCCGAUAUACAGAAAACAUCGACAGAGACUACAUUACCACAAACACACCUAUAAACAUCGAGUUCAGGUCUGACAUCUGGCCAGUCUGCAACGAGUUCUCUAAGUUAUGGGCAGUGGAUGACUCCUCAUCUGCUAUUAUCAUCGGUGGUAAAGAGAAGAGCCCAAAAAGCGAGUUUAAGAUACAAAAUGUUACUGUAGAAGAACACACUUAUAAGUUGACUACCUCAUACGGAACCGUUGGAACCAUCCCAGGGGCUUGGGGGGGUGCACCACAGCUACUUGUCACUAAUGAUGAGUCUAAGACUUUAGUCGUCAAGUUCGUGAAGGUUGAUGAUGAUGCUACUAAGUCUAAGGCUACUACUACUACUACUACUUCUCUUGUUGAAAAGUUAGGUCUAUGGAUGUUCCCAUUCUACUAG
This is a messenger RNA of Eruca vesicaria subsp. sativa (arugula), 666 nucleotides long. The record is from the annotation of a GenBank genome assembly. NCBI's taxonomy places the organism in Eukaryota, Viridiplantae, Streptophyta, Magnoliopsida, Brassicales, Brassicaceae.